Messenger RNA from Rhea pennata, 5876 nucleotides. Its product is annotated as kyphoscoliosis peptidase-like. NCBI's taxonomy places the organism in Eukaryota, Metazoa, Chordata, Aves, Rheiformes, Rheidae. Gene Ontology annotation, cellular component: cytoplasm. Bases 172 to 2697 code for a protein of 841 amino acids. The record is from RefSeq and is a predicted model, not a curated record. The transcript is spliced from 7 exons.
AUAAAAGGGGUCUGCAAACCACGGGGAUUUGCCUGCCCUUUGAAAACGGCGGGGAGCCGCGGCAGUAUGGUGAGCCGGACUGCCCUGGUUUCUUCGCUCCCUUACCAACUGCAUGGAUGAAGACCAGCUAUAACAGAGGCAAGUCAUCCAAACCCCAGACUAUCAAAGCAAAUGAACCAGUUUUCCCCUGUUACUUCAGGAAUGCCAACCACCAUGGAAAAACAACCUACCCAAAGCACAUUGAGAUGGGCCCAUCACAAGAACCACAGAGAAAAUGUGAUGCCAGCCCAUGCAGAUAGUAUCAUGCCUCGCUGGAGGGAGACUCAGCCAUCGGAUGUUUGUAACGGCAACUUUUCCCUGGGACGCACUUCUGAACAGAUUGACCGCAAGACCCCAGAGGAACUCCUCCACCGAGUCACCAGUGCAAAUGGGAAGCUGAAGCAAGGCACGCUGAAGAAAGUCUCGACAGUGCAAAGAGUAAAACAUGAGCUCAAGGAUUCACCCUCCAAGGAUGUUUUCCUGUUUUGGGCUAACAAAGUCAACAACGGCAGCAAAAAGGCUACUUUCCAAAAGCUGCUGCAGAAGUCAUCUGUGACUGUGGAAAACUGUUCUCCAGUCCUUUUUUCCAAGGAAGGGCUUGGCAGCUUGAAAGAAAGGAAGCAGGCCAAAAAUCCCCAGAGAAAAACCAGAAGCGAUCUCUUUCCUGACUCAGAAGUUUUCAGCCAUGUAGACACCCAUGUCCUAUGUGUAAGCCAGCAGAUGAAAUCCAGGCAGGACAGGCUGUCCAUCCCGGCCACUGUACGCCUGAUCACUGCCGAAUCCCAGAGCAAGCUGGAGAUGCUGCGGGCAAUAUGGUUCUGGAUCUGCCACAACAUCGAAUACGAUGUGGAUGGUUUCCUAGGGCUGUCUCAGAAGAUCCACAUGCCAGAGCAGGUCCUGCAAACUGGACGAGCUGUGUGUUCAGGUUAUGCCCAUUUAUGCCGGGAAAUGUGCAGGGAAGCAGGUUUGAGCUGCGUGGAGGUCCCGGGAUACGGCCGGAGCCCUGGCUCUCGCGGAGGCCGGCAGUGUCAGCAGCAGAAGUCCAGCCACAUGUGGAACGCGGUGGAGCUGGAAGGACAGUGGUGCCUCCUGGAUGCUUGCUGGGGUGCAGGGACUGUGGAUGCAGAGAGCCGGUUGUUCAUGCCCAGGUAUGAUGAUUUCUUCUUCCUUACUGACCCUGAGCAUUUCAUUGAGACUCACUGGCCAGAGGACCCCGAAUGGCAACUUCUGCAGCCCUCCAUCUCGCGGGAAGACUUCGAACAGAGAGUUUUUAAAACUUCAGAGUUUUUCAGACUGCAGCUCUCCCUCCUUUCUCCGAACACUUCCCUCCUCAAAACAGCCCAUGGAGAAGCAUCAGUGACACUGGGGAGCACUCAUCCAACAGAGUUCACCUACCAACUCUCCAAACUGCAGGGCACAAUAACUGGAGAGGAUGUAGGCGCAGUUCAUGGAAUGAUGAUGGUGUCUGAGACCAGUACGACCAUCAAGGUGACUCCUCCAACUGAGGGUUUGUUUGAUCUCAUGAUCUUCGCACGCGAUGCUGAUUCUCAGGCCCCCUACAACUGGGUGUGCUCCUAUCAGAUCCAAUGUCUGGAGCCACGCACUCAAGAGAAACUGCCUGAAAACCCUUUUCACUUCUGGGGCCUUCACCAAAAGGUGAGAGAUUUUGGCAUCACAGAUAGCAGCCACAAAGGGGAGCUGCUUGUUGCUUCACAAGGAACUUUGCUGUUGAGUCUCCAGAUAUCCCGACCCUUGCUUGCCACAUAUGAGCUGGUUAAUAGAGAUUUAGAUGCUACUCUGAGCAAGAAAUGCCUGGCCUCUCAAACCGAGGAGGAGAAGCUGAGUUGUCACGUGCUCUGUCCUUUCCAGGGUUACUACCGACUCUCCGUGUUCGUGAAAGAUUUGGGAGCCAGCACCUUCAGGAAUGCAGCCAACUUCCUCAUUCACUGCUUGGGGCCCAUCAACCAGAACGAACUCUUCCCCGCAGGGCUGAGCAUGCACUGUGGCACUGGGAUCAGCUCCACCAGUAAUGGCCUCUUCAACCCUAGCCACUCUGCCCCCAUCAUCACCACCAAGAUAGGGAAGUGCAAUAUCACUUUCCACACACGUGCUGACGUUGAAGUGAUGGCCAGCUUGCACAAGGACAAAGUCAUCAGUGCCAAGUACCCCCUGGAGAGAUACGUCCUGGUCACUCAUCUGAAGACUAAAGUCAGUGUGUGCAUUUUGCUCCCCGAGUCAGGCAUCUACAAAGUAGGGCUUUUUGGGAGAAGCAAGGAUGGCAAGGACUUUGUCCAUAUUUGUGACUACAUCAUACGCUGCUUCUCUGACCCCAGCUGGCCUCCUUUCCCCAAGGUGUACAGCCUGUGGGGGAGAGGGUGCAUAUUGCUAGAGCCACGAACGGGAGUGCUUCAAGAGCAAAGCUGGGUUCGGUUCAGGCUUAAGGUUCCCAAAGCCUGCAGUGCUGUAGUCAUUGGGCAAGAGAAGGUGGUACUUCGGUUGACCCCGAACAUGGUAUGGGAAGGGGAUGUGUUCACUGGGUCUGCAGGGACACAGGUCAAAUUAGCAGCCAAAUUCAGCCAGCAUUGCCCUUCCCUGGAGGUCAUCCUGGCAUUUGAAGUUGCAAGUGGGUCACCUGCAUCCCUGGGGUGUUCAGGGUAAACCACAGAGUAGUGGAUGAAUUCUUCAAUGGAAGAAUCAAAAGAACUAGGGAAGGAAGCAAAAGCUCUUAAAACUGAAGGAUGUUGAGGAGACAUGGACAAAACUCCCAGAACUUUAUGGCAUGUUGAGGAGAGUCUGGGUGUCACAUGCAGAGCUUUUCUUCCCACAGGAUAUCCAGAUAUUUGCCAGGGCCUCCUAUCCCACUUGGAGAAGAUGCUGCCGUUUAAAUCAGUACCAACACAUGGAAGGCUCCUAAUAUUUUGCUUCUGUCAGAGGAAACCAUUGUUCAGCUUCUCUACAGGAAGGAUGUCUCAUUGCUUAUUACCAGUUUGAAUAAUUGUUUGGAAUGUUUUAUUUGACAUCUAUUCAAGAACUUGGAAACUCACAUAGUUUCUUUCUUUUGAGAGAAUAACAAAAAAAAAAAAAAAAAAAAAAAAAAAAAAAAAAAAAGGAAAAAAAAAUAAGCCAAGCUGGAGCCAACAACAUUAGAUGGCAGCAAGAUUUUAAAAAUGUAAAUAUAUAGUAAAUCAAGUAAGCUCUACUUGUGGAGGAAGUCUGUGCUUGAGCAAUGGAGAGGGUAAAGGAAGGAAAGGGAUACCAUAUUUUAUCAAUUGUGUCUUUAAAACAUCUUCCAGGUCUUUAUUAUUAGGGAUGACAUGUAGAUAAAUACUUAAGAGCAUUGAGGGUUUGAAAUGAAGAGAAGGAACAUGCAAGGAAGAAGUUCUUUAGCCAAAGCAUCUAAUCACAGAGCAGAAAUUGCAGGCAACUAAGUCUUAAACUCUGGCACAUGCUGGAAGGCAACAUAAACAGGAGAUAGCAACACUGUGCAGGGCCCUCGCAGCAUCUAGGAGAACAGAUUAUACUUGCUGUUUGAAAAAACAUACUCUAAGAAUCUAAAGAAAAGGCAGGAAAAGUAAUUACAUCAUGUGACACAUGGAAACAGUGCCACUGUUGGGGUAUAUUUAGACAAUUUCAAAGACGUAUUACAUCAUGCUUGAGAAUAGUGAGAUGGCUGUCUCAGGAGAGGAAUUACAGCGUUGUCUUCACCUUUCUUGGAAGCUCUCUUCCAAGUUUGUACACUGGGUUUUCAGGCUCUUUUGAUUAACAGGUUUUGUUUUCUGUGGAAUCCUUUGCAGUGCUGGUUCAAGAUCCCCAUAGAGUGAGCACUGACUUACUGAAAACAAACUCGAUUUUCAUGGUUAAGUGAAAGACUAUGGGAUAAAAAGGUAUAUAGUUAAAAUACUUCUCCAUGCCUGCACUGGACUGAUGCUGGAACCUGGGGUUCUGGCUGCAAUAACAAAGAGCAAGAAUUGUAGAUUAUUUUUGGAUGCUGCACAAGAGACAGUGGGGUAUACGGUCUACUUUUUUUUCAGGUUUGGUAAUUUAAAUUUGAUUUGUAGUAGAAAUGCUAAUAGAUUUUAACCUUUUUUGGAAAUCUGUCAAUGGAGCUAACGUAUCACGUUUCACACCAAGCUUGCUGGAACUGCGCUGGUGUGUUGGAACAAAAGCAUGGACAUGUUGGAAGACUCCAUUGAAGAACAAAGUACAAGGACUAUUCUUGACCUAAGGGAAAUGCUUAGAGUGACAGAUAGCUAAGCUCUUCACUAAUGAUGCUAAAUAACAACUUAAGGAGUGUGGAUCCCUGAAUUUCUCUUACAGCCCACAUUCAGACUAUUUCAUAUUGUACUAACACCUUAGAUAAAUUAGACAAUCAGACAAAAAAAAUCUACUGUCUGUGAGACUGAGCAGAGAAUCCAACCCCAAAAGUCAAAGCCCUGAAAGCUGCCAGCAUGCAGGACUGUCCUCUGCACUCCUGCCAGCUGAGUACUUUCACAUCUCCCCUUCACACAAAACAACAGUCUUGACCUCCGCAGAGCUUCCCAGUUUGUGCUUCGUCCACAGAUACCACUAGUAGUGAAGACACAUCUGCAGAACCAGCAGAUUCCCUAAGACGUGAUUUUUGUUUGUUUUUGUAGAAGAACUUUAGCUUGACAAAGAAAAUGACUGCUAAACAAAAUGUCUCUCAGCUACCAUACCCACCUUCCUGUCUAUGGGUUUCUCUCUCUCAGCUGGUUUUGCUAUUAAUUUUUCUCAGCUGUGCCGCUCUGACCCUUUUGAAUCGCUGUACGUGUCUGCGUGUACACGUGGGGCUGGAACUGCCCCAUCUUUGCCCAACUUCAUGAUGGUGGUCAUGAUCACAUGCCUCCAGAGAAAAGCUAACUUCCAGCUCAGUGAUUAAUUCCCCUUGAUGCAUCAUAACAAGGUCCAGAUUAGAAUUACCUUGAAUUAGGGUCCAAACAACUUAUGUCAGAAUAUAAUUACCUGGGGGUGCUGAGAACUUUAAUGAUACUCCCACGGGGGAUUUUUUGCUUCAAGGAUCUGAAAUCAAUCUAUCCAUAUUUCCUCUCUGAGUAGGCUUGGUAGAGCACGCAACCUAUUUUGAAUGUCAUUCUUAUUUAGAUUUACAUACCUCAAAGCACGCGCCCCCAGGUCUAAGCGCCUUUGCAAUAAACACAAGCACCACCUCUCCAAAAAUAACAGCCCUGAAGCAAGUGCCACUCAUGAAAAAACGACGAUAAGCAAAAGAACAAACCCGUAUGCCUCUCCCUCUCUCACCCCCUCUGCCCAGGAGGAUUAAAUUAGGUAAAGACAUAUUACACCACAUACCUGCAGCGAUAAAACACACCUAGAUCCGAACAAGGUUGCUUCAAAAUGUCAUUAGGAGGCCUCCAGGCAAGCACUGAGCUGUGGACAGCCGAAAAACAAAUAGGAGGCUGUGCCCAGCUCCAGGUGCCAUCUUGAUUGAAAGGCUCUUUUACAACAAAUGUCAAAACACGUAAGACCAGGAAGGGCUGAACCAGAAACUUCAGCACUGAAAAUACGGGCCUUGCCUAAGCAAGGGAAAGCCAGUCACCACCUGGAGUGAGCUUUUAUCUUCCUCCAUGGAGCUGUGAGCGAUAUUCAUGGAACAUGGAGUCCAGACUCCUUGGUUUUAUACAUUUCCCUGUGUUCUGCCUGUGCAUAUUUUGCUAUUAGGGUGAUCUAUGUUAAUACUUAGUUAGGCUGAAUUUUUCCAAUGAGGCCAUAGCAUUGAGGUACCUACACAAUGUGUUUUCUUUGGCUUGUUGUUGUGCUUCUUCACUUAAGUGCUAUUAAAACCUGAGACGACUAUCCUUUUC